GCCGCUCUGCCCGCUCCCACCCCGCAGCGGCGAUCGCCGCUCCCCUUCGACCGAGCGCCGCGGCCAGGCGUGAUGGAGCGCAGCGCUGCGGCGGGGUCGCCGGCCGCUGCCGUCGGGCUGGGAGUGGGCCAGCGGGAUGCAGUAGCGGGCGCGGCGGGACGGGAGGCGCCGGAUCCCGGACACAGCUCCUUGCUGCCGUCGCUGAGCGGAUCGCAGAGCUUGGAGCAGCAGCUGAGCGAGCUGGGCAUCAGAAAACAGACGUCGUAUAGGAAAGCAAUCUUGAGAUCAGGCCUCCAGCACCUAGCUCCAGAGCAGUUGCCCAGCACCAUCCCAAAGAAUGGACCCACGAGGGAGAUGCGGACCUGCCCUGACUGGACUGAAAAUGCUAUAAAUGGUGACCACAUUUGGGUGGAGACAAACGCCUCUGGAGAUUUCUGCUACGUUGGAGAAGAGAACUGUUUAGUGAAGACAGCUAAGUCGGUUCCGAGGAGGAAAUGCGCAGCAUGCAAGAUAAUUGUGCACACUGUGUGUGUGGAGCAGCUGGAGAAGAUAAGUUUCCGUUGCAAACCAACCUUUCGAGAAGGAGGCAGCCGCUCUCUUCGAGAGCAAAACUUUGUCAGACAUCACUGGGUUCACAGACGCCGUCAAGAAGGAAAAUGCAAGCAGUGUGGGAAGGGUUUCCAGCAGAAGUUUUCAUUCCACACAAAGGAAAUCAUAGCCAUCAGCUGCUCCUGGUGCAAGCAGGCAUUUCACAAUAAAGUGACAUGUUUCAUGUUGCAUCACAUCGAGGAGCCUUGUUCGCUGGGUGUGCAUGCGGCUGUCAUUGUACCCCCAACAUGGAUAAUAAAGGUGAAAAAACCACAGAACUCAUUCAAGUCUUCAAGUAGAAGGAAAAAGAGGACAUCACUGAAGAGAAAAAGCAGCAGGAAAGGAGCGGACGAAAGCAAGUGGAAGCCAUUCAUCAUCAAGCCCAUUCUGUCACCCUUGAUGAAGCCACUUCUGGUGUUUGUAAAUCCAAAGAGUGGUGGAAACCAGGGAAACAAGGUCCUACAGAUGUUCAUGUGGUGUCUAAAUCCUCGGCAAGUCUUUGACCUCUCACAGGGAGGACCGAAAGAAGCUUUGGAGCUCUACAGAAAGGUGGCCAACCUGCGGAUUCUGGCCUGUGGCGGCGACGGAACGGUUGGCUGGAUUCUUUCCUUGUUGGAUGAACUACAGCUCAAACCCCAGCCUCCUGUUGCAGUCCUCCCGCUGGGGACGGGAAAUGACCUGGCCCGUACUCUCAACUGGGGAGGGGGGUACACAGAUGAACCGGUCUCAAAGAUUCUCUGCCAUGUGGAGGAGGGUAAUAUUGUACAACUUGACCGCUGGAACCUUCAGCUUCAGAACAACCCCCAUCUACCCCAGGACGACGCUGAGGAAGGCACUCAGAAGCUCCCGCUUGGUGUGUUUAACAAUUACUUCAGUCUGGGCUUUGAUGCCCAUGUGACACUUGAAUUCCACGAGUCUCGGGAAGCAAAUCCAGAACGGUUCAACAGUCGAUUUAGGAACAAGAUGUUUUAUGCAGGGACUGCUUUUUCAGACUUUCUGCAAAGAAGCUCCCGAGAUUUAUCCAAGCACAUCAGAGUUGUGUGUGACGGCACUGAUUUGACACCCAAAAUCCAGGAUUGGAAAUUUCAAUGUAUCGUCUUCCUCAAUAUCCCCAGGUACUGUGCGGGCACAAUGCCCUGGGGGAACCCAGGAGAUCACCGGGACUUUGAGCCGCAGAGGCAUGAUGAUGGCUGCAUUGAGGUGAUAGGCUUCACUAUGGCAUCUCUGGCCGCCCUCCAAGUUGGAGGCCAUGGGGAGCGACUUCACCAGUGCCGAGAGGUGAUCCUCACCACUUACAAGACGAUCCCCAUGCAGGUAGACGGGGAGCCCUGCCGCCUGAGCCCAUCGGUCAUCCGAAUCUCUCUGAGAAACCAGGCCAACAUGGUGCAGAAGUGCAAACGACGGACCUCCAUGCCAUUACUGAAUGACCCGCACACUGUUCCGGGUCGGCUGAGGAUGCGAGUGAACAGGAUCAGCCUCCAGGACUAUGAGAGCAUGCAGUACACCAAGCAGAGGCUGCAAGAGACUUCAAUUCCACUGGGAAUUAUCGUCAUCCAUGGAGACUGUGAUCUGGAGACGUGCCGCAAGUACAUCGACCGGUUGCAGGAGGACUUUUAUCCAUUAAUGUCAGAUGGACAUCAGUUUCAUUACCAGGACAGUGAGUCUUCCCAGCGGCAGAUGUUGUCUUCUCAGAAUCUUUCUUCCAAAUGGUGCUUCCUCGACUCAACUUCUUUGGAUCGAUUCUACCGCAUUGACAGAGCCCAGGAGCAUCUCCACUUUGUGACAGAGGUAGCUCACGAUGAGCUCUUUAUCCUGGAUCCCGAAGUUGCAGCAACCCCAAAACUUGGGACAACCCCUGGAAUGCCAGACCUGGUGGUGGACCCUUCCCCAGGGAAAACUGAACUAUGGAAUGGAUCUGGUGGCAAGUGGAUUGGAAGUGAUAGCUGUGAAUCUGAGUCUGGAAUACAACACCAACUUCUUGCCAGACCGAUGGGCAGCUUGGGACUUCCGAAGCUCAGGCCUCCCACAUCUCCAGAAGAACAAGAACUUCUUCAUUCAGUUCUGGAGGGUAACCUGCAGAAGUUCAUAGACUCUUGCAAUAAGGGAGCCAGCCUGAUGGUGUGCAGCUCUGAAGGUUACUCUGUGUUACACUGUGCUGCAAAGAACGGCCACAAAGAACUUGUAAAGUACAUCAUAGAACACGGUCCUCGCGAGUUAUUAGACGUUGCAGAAGCAGAAACGGGUGAGACAGCAUUGCACAAAGCAGCAUCUCAUCGAUAUCGCACAAUAUGUCGCUUCCUCAUCAAUGCCGGCGCCUCGUUAACACAGACUGAUUUGGAGGGUCACACUGCGGGGCACAAGGCAGAGGAGGCAGGAGACCUGGAACUUGCUGCUUACCUGGACAGCAGACAGCAGCACCAGGUGUUGGGGCGCGAGGAUCUGGAGACAGCCGUCUGAGAAGAAAGAUGCCGAGGAGACGUGGUGGAGGGAGUGGGUUGGGGGAGAACUUAGUGUUGCUUUAAGAGAGCUCUCUGCACUCCCCGGUGGGACUUCUAGUAGCUGUGUCUCUUUGAACCUGCCACUGGUUCAAUGAAAAGGAAUGGCCAUUCCUCGAUGAAAGAUGGAAGUAGUCAUGGAAACAGCAGUGAUGGUGCUUACCACUGCUCACCCCACCCUGUUGAAAACCAGUGUCUGAUCUCGAUACUACUGCUCAUCAAACUGCAAGGUGGAUCUCUUCAAGGAAACUUCUCCAUUUUGACACUUCACAAGAAGUCAUCCUUCAGGCUUUCCUCUCAUACUGGGGCCACUUGCUGUUUCCUUCCACCGUCAACUCCAACUCGAAGUAAGUGAGAGGAGGCACGUAGAGAUCUGCCUGUCGAUUCUGUGUGCCACACUUUCAGAACGUUACAGCUGAGUAGGACCUUCUGAGUCUGAUGGUGGUUGUCAAGGGCAUGGAGAAUUUGUAUUUGGCAAGCUAGAGAUUCCCUUUACCCUAGUAUGCAUGCAUCAGUGACCCUGCUUUGGCCAUUUUUCUGCUCAGGGGACAGAGUUUGAGAUUACUUUGGGGAGUGCUGGACUGAACUGAGGAUACUUCUUACUCUCUUACCACAAGCCAAAAAGGCUGGCUUUAGGCAAGGCUGAAUUGUUCCAAAGAGCAAGCUUCUCACUUUCACAAGCUAGCCAGAACCGUCAGCAUCUGCCGGUGAGCAGAUCCACACAAAUGUACAAUAUUUCCCUUGACAAAUUCUGUUGCAGACACCUUUGCCACAUGUCUUGGUGCAUCAGGAAGUCAAACACAGCUUAAUGUCACUUCAGAAUGUUUAAAAUUAUGGUCAGAUCUUCCUGAGGAUUCUAACACAUUUGUCAUGGACUGUGCGUUUUAUUUACUCACCUUCCCAUUCCAUCUCUACUUGUACCUGUGGAUGUAGGAAGAAGUUCCUGCUGGCAGCUGUGGGAGGGAUUUAAGAGGAGGUUUGAUGCACUCUUGUCACAUUACCUCUAAGAUUACACCUCAGCUGUUUCACCAAAGCCAGCUCUGUCUGGUCCAAUCAGCACUGGGGGAGGUGGAGGGCAAAAGAGACCGUAAGAAAAAUAAACGUGCCAGCUUACCCUUGGGAUUUGAUUUAGUUCCUGCAUAAUGGUUAUCUUGGAACCAAAUCAACAAAUUGGAAUCAAAUUGUGACUUCCCACAAUUUAAAAACUUGGAUGCGCUGUGUGGUCAAACAUGUUUUAUUUUAACCCAAAUCAUGGCAGGGUUCGAGCUGGUAUCAUUUUUCAUCAGUGGAAGGGAACCAAGGAUAGGAGAGAUUUUCUCCUUUCCCUUUGGACUAGGAUGUGUAGGAGGAUGUCCUCAAAGUCUUACAGUGACAUUGACCACCCACCCUAACCCCUCGAGCUUCCGCCCACCACAACUCCCUCCUCACUAUUCGCAGGAGCCUCAGGUCUACUGCCAUCCCUCCACCAACCAAAAGGGAAGUAAAGACUAGGUGUUGAAGUCAGCAGAGUUGGUGACUCCACUGACUGUCUUUACUAGGAAUUUGGCAGAGGUGUCACCUCCCAAAUUUGGAGAAGCUGUUUCCUCUGCUGCGUUGAGGUAAGGUUGGGAAGCACCCACCCAAAGCUGGAUGCAUACAGAUACCCCUGAAGCAAUUCACAUGAGUGAUAUAGACCAACAGUCCUACUCCUCUGAUCAGGGAGAUGACGAGAUCACUGCCUUCUCUACACUGCUUUUCUAUGCUGCCUUCUCUGCAGUUUCCCCGGUGGAGAGGAGUACAAAAACAUUUGUGCCUGGCUUGGGGUCAACAUCACGGGUUGUCAAACAGAGGGUCCAGGCUCCUUCUCGGCCUACACAGCUUUCACACUCUUGUGUACAUGGGCAUCAGUGUGUGGAUGCGUCCUGCUCUUUUAGUCAAACACUGCCAGGCACCAGCCAAUGUCAAAGAGAACAACUGGCCUCCUUUAUUGCUCUGUCGGCUGACUCCAUCCAGCAGGGCUAAGGGUCUUCACACUGGCGUGACCAGUAGACAGGCCAAGCCAAAGAUAGGGCCAAGUUGUUCCUUUCAAUUAACACAAAGGUGACAAGUGCCCAUAGGCCGACUUGUCUUCCAAUUAACUGGAUGAUGGUGCUAAAACAGUGAUGCCAUAUCUAUAAGUAGGGGAGAUAACAAGGGGUACCUGAUCCACAGAAAACAGACACCAGUAAUAAAUAGAGAAUUGGAGAUGUCAAGUGGAAGGGCUUGGGGAUAUCUACAGUGCUCAGCCACUUUAAAAGGAAAGCAAAUCCUUACCUACCCGAAUCGGACCAAAGUCCCAGCAUACAACAUCGGACCCUUCACAUAUCUGGUGUGGUCCUUGGUGCAAUCUUGAUUCCAAGCAGGAACUGGCAGAACCAAAUCAUCUGACACCCAACCCUGCCUGUAAGGAGUUUGUCUGUUCUCCCUGUAACUGUGUGGGUUUCCUCCGGGUGCUCUGGUUUCCUCCCACAUCCCAAAGAUGUAUGGAUUAGCAGGUGAAUUGGCCACAUAGGUGUAAAUGAGUGGUGCAGGAUUGUUGGGCCAGAAGGGCCUGUAACUGGGCUGUAUCUCAAAAUAAAAGUAAAAAUACAUGUCCUCUAUGAAAGUUCUGGGGGGGGGGGGGGGGUUGUAAACAAGGUGUCAGAAGGUUUAAUCUUCAUUUGCUGACCACAGCAAUUGCGGUAGGAGUGACCACUAUAGGUACUUUUGCGGUCAAGAGGUCACUUUCACACAGAGGGCCUCCUGCAAUGUGUUGCCUGGCACUGUGACCGCAACAAGAUGGAAUCAGAUCCUUUAAGCAUAGAAAGUUUAAGAGAGGUGAUGCUGAGGUACAAUUGUGUGUGGUUGGUCACUUAAGUGGGUAACAUGUGGAAAAACAAUAGGAUUAAUGGUUUGUAACUUCAUGACCAGAAUAUCCCUUUAAACACCAUCAAACUAGGGGUUCAUUGAGGCACAAAGGCCAGGAAUGUACCAAAUGUCAGGUGCUGAUGCGAUGCAUUUAUGCACCUGCUAAGCUGUGACUGCAGCAUGCUAUAAUCAUCACUAUGCAAUUGCACAGAUGAACAGUCCUGCCUGUCAGUUAUAUUGCUGGACAUUUAAACAACCACCAAGGGGCGGCUCUGUGAAUGACCGCAACUUAACAUUUGUGCCAAAGACGUGAUUGGAGCUUUUGCUGGUGUCUCCAGAAACGUACCAAAUGGACGGUCCACCUCAAUCUGCUCCAGAGGACUCCACUGUUACAGCAGCCGUUAUUUGUCAAAUCCAGCUCACGGGAUCAAGAACAGUUGCAAAAAGGAAAGUCUGUGACCUGAUGGAUCCCAGCUUCAGUGCUGAUGUCACUGGACUCUGAAAACUUGCACUCGUUCCUCAAACACACUUUAUUUACUUGUGCACAAGGAGAAUAGCACCAAACUGUUUUAAAGUUUGAACAAAGUAAUUCUGUUUUUCUACAGAAGUUGACUAGUUGGAUACAGAUAUUGACCAAAUGGUAGUCUUGUGAAUGUACAAAUUCCUUAUUCGGAUAAUCAAUCUCUACAAUACUACAGGAGUUAACAGUCAAUAAUACUUUAGAGUUAGUAAAAUAACUCUAGUAAAUAUCUAAUAGUAAA
Messenger RNA from Hypanus sabinus (Atlantic stingray), 6709 nucleotides. It is a transcript of the gene dgki, whose product is annotated as diacylglycerol kinase, iota. Lineage: Eukaryota; Metazoa; Chordata; Chondrichthyes; Myliobatiformes; Dasyatidae. Gene Ontology annotation, biological process: regulation of synaptic transmission, glutamatergic; diacylglycerol metabolic process; intracellular signal transduction. The transcript has 33 exons. Gene Ontology annotation, cellular component: nucleus. The coding region runs from base 73 to 3045 and encodes 990 amino acids. Gene Ontology annotation, molecular function: protein binding; ATP-dependent diacylglycerol kinase activity. The record is from RefSeq and is a predicted model, not a curated record.